GAGACCUGCGAUUCCAGAUACAAAACUAUCCCCCGACUUAUGAGCUCAGCUGACUGGCCACAGACACGCAAAGGAAGUGGUUUACUGUCAACACAAGUUGAUGAAAAUCCUCACUGGUAUAAUGCCAAUAUUGUGUUUGUUCCCUAUUGUUCAAGUGAUGUGUGGAGUGGUAACAAAGCAGCAUUAAAGUCCAAACAGGCAAAAGAAACAGAAUAUGCUUUUAUGGGAUCUCAAAUCAUUCGGGAAGUGAUCAAAGAUCUUGCCCCAAAAGGACUGAAACAAGCCAAAGUUGUGAUGUUGGCAGGAACAAG
This is a messenger RNA of Sinocyclocheilus rhinocerous, 311 nucleotides long. RefSeq names its product carboxylesterase notum2-like. The annotation marks the transcript as partial. Gene Ontology annotation, biological process: negative regulation of canonical Wnt signaling pathway; protein depalmitoleylation. The record is from RefSeq and is a predicted model, not a curated record. Lineage: Eukaryota; Metazoa; Chordata; Actinopteri; Cypriniformes; Cyprinidae. The transcript has 4 exons. Gene Ontology annotation, molecular function: palmitoleyl hydrolase activity.